Messenger RNA from Urocitellus parryii (Arctic ground squirrel), 1247 nucleotides. RefSeq names its product caspase-4-like. Gene Ontology annotation, molecular function: caspase binding; cysteine-type endopeptidase activity. NCBI's taxonomy places the organism in Eukaryota, Metazoa, Chordata, Mammalia, Rodentia, Sciuridae. The record is from RefSeq and is a predicted model, not a curated record. Gene Ontology annotation, cellular component: NLRP3 inflammasome complex; AIM2 inflammasome complex; IPAF inflammasome complex. Gene Ontology annotation, biological process: proteolysis; regulation of apoptotic process; regulation of inflammatory response.
CUUUCGUUUUCUAGUCUGGUGCUCUCUCCACUGGAGAAGGAAGGGACCAAGGCUGUCCUCCAUGGCUGAAAAAAAACAAGAAAUAGAACGACUUAGGAGGUUGGAAAUCGAGGGCAAAAAAGCCAUCACUGGUUUUUUGGACAAUUUGGUGAAAAAAGAUGUGAUUAAAUUACCAGAAGAUGAAAAGAAAAAAUUUAAUAAUGCCACACCUAGAGACAAGGCCUGGAUUUUUGUGGACUUCAUACGACAGAAGCCCCAAGAGGCAGUUCCCUUGGUUAUCCAGAGUUUUCUUAAGGCGGACAAAAAGGCCAAAGAUACAGAAGCUUAUUCAGGAACUAAGUCCAGAGCAGUUGAGCCAGCAGAAUCAACUAAUACCCUCAAGCUUUGUUCUCCUGAGCAAUUCCAGAGACUGCAUAAUGAAAACACCAAAAAGAUCUAUCCAAUAAUGGAGAAAAAUAAUCGCACUCGUCAGGCGCUCAUUAUAUGCAAUAUAGAGUUUGAGUAUACUACUGUGAGGAGUGGGGCUGAAUGUGACAUCACGGAAAUGAAGGGGCUGCUUGAAAGCCUGGACUACACUGUGAAGGUGAAAAAGAAUCUUAAAGCCGAGGAUAUGAAGUUGGAGCUGAUGAAAUUUGCUGACUUACCAGAGCACAAAUCCUCAGACAGCAUGUUCUUGGUGCUUAUGUCUCAUGGCACCCUUCAUGGAAUCUGUGGAACUUUGCAUAGUCAGAAAAAUGAAGAUGUGCUACCUUAUGACAGCAUCUUCCAGAUAUUCAACAACUGCAACUGUGUUGCGCUUAAAGACAAACCGAAGGUCAUCAUUGUGCAGGCCUGCAGAGGUGGAAACAGAGGCGAAACAUGGGUUGGAGACUCUCCAGCCCUGGAAGACAGCUCUUCAUACUCUCAGAUGAACCUGGAUGAAGAUGGUGUUUACAAGACCCAUGUGGAGAAGGACUUCAUUGCUUUCUAUUCAUCAACCCCACAUAACAUGUCCUGGAGAUACAAAACUGGGGGCUCUCCCUUCAUCAAAGAACUCAUCAGAUGCUUCCAGAAAUAUUCCUGCUGCAAUCACCUCGAGGAAAUAUUUCUGAGGGUAAGAAGUUCAUUUGAUGAACCAGGUGUUCGAGCCCAGAUGCCCACUGUUGAGAGAGUAACCUUGACAAAACCUUUCUACCUCUUUCCUGGCUAUUGAAACCACAGGCAGCCCAACCUUCCUUUAUCAACUUUAAGAAGCACUUUUGUACAUG